Messenger RNA from Medioppia subpectinata, 2217 nucleotides. Lineage: Eukaryota; Metazoa; Arthropoda; Arachnida; Sarcoptiformes; Oppiidae. The record is from the annotation of a GenBank genome assembly.
AUGUGCAGAAACUUUUGUGCCAACACUUGUGGCUCGUGUAAGGCGUUCUUCCGGAGGGCUGCCCUCAAGUCUACGGUAUUGCAUUGUGCCUCCAAUGGGUUGUGCGAAAUCACUGCCCAAACCCGCAAACUAUGUCAAAAAUGUAGACUUCAAAAGUGUUUCGCCAUUGGAAUGAGAAUUGAAUUCAUAAGAAGUGAAACCGAAAACGAAGUUCGAAAGCAAAUAUAUAGAGAGAAACGCCAGAAGAAACUAUUGGAAAAUAGGCUUAAAAAUUGUGUUGAUUUGUCAGAAACGGACUCAAAUCAAUCAAAACAGGAUUCAAUAGGAAUUGAUAGCAAUAAUAGCAAUGAAAUCGAUGAAUGGAUUAACAGUAUAGACGAUAUAGAGCUGAGCGAACAGAUCGACGAAAUAAUGUGUUGUUUAACGGGAGAGACGGAAGCGAUGCAACAAAUCCGGCAAAAGUCGGCUGCGAUGGCAAUCGUACCGAUAGUCAAACCAAUGGUCGACUACUGCGGCAUAAAUCAGUUAGAGAGUAGCCGUAUAACCGAGUUGUCCAACGCGUCACUAGUGCUCGAUUACCCGGCAUUAAGUGACAAUAGGGUGACCAUCACCGGUCACCUCGAGAUGAUGAUCUUUACGAACGGACUUUUUGAAAAUCACAUCCAAAAUGUGAUCACUUUUACCAAACGUUUGCGAGGGUUUCAAAAGUUUUGCGCCGACGACCAGUUGGCGCUCGUAAAGCACGGCUUACUUGAUAUAACAUUUCUACGAGGUAAGUUGAUCAUGGAUAAAAAUAACACAUUAACAGUGGGUUUGUGUGACUUUAAAGAUCACAAGAGAAAUACAUACGAUAUGAUACUUCUGUUAAUCAGCAAACUAUUACCCGAGUGGGACCAGGAUGAAAUUUUAAUGGAUUUGUUAACUGCAAUUGUUUUACUUAACCCAAAGCGACCGAAUCUAUUGCACAGACAAAGUAUUAAACUCGAACAACAACUAUAUCUACUAUUGAAGUGUGGGUCAGAAUCGGAGUCCAAACCCAGAGUACAGGCGCUCAUGAAUUCAUUGACUGAUCUCUCAAUUACUGCCGAAAACAUUCACCUUGACAGAAUUUGUGGCGUUUGCGACGAUAGUAAACAAAUAGGCCGAAAUUUUGGUGCCAUAUCAUGUGAAUCAUGCAAAGCAUUUUUUAGGAGAACUGCCCUCAAGAAUAUACAAUUGAUCCGGAGUUUUGAUGCGCGAGAAAUGAACGCACAAUUAGCGGGUCUUCAGACUAGUAAUCAAACCAUGGAUUCAGAUCUCAGUGACGGAUCUCAUAGCGGAUCAAAUGAUGGCCACCAAGACGUCGACAAUGACCGGGAAAUCGACGACUUAAUUGAAAACAGCGACGAUAUCCACGACCAGGAGCUGUACGACCAGAUGCUGGCCAUUGAGAAUUGUCUAUUUGGCACAACCGUCACAUCCAAUGUGAAACAUAUGGCCCAGAGUUUGGCCACAACGCCAAUGGUUAGGGUUAUCACGGAUUACGAGGGUAUCAAUCAGUUGGAGUGCCGGCGUAUCCGUGAAUUACACACAGCGACCGAUAUUUUCAAUUACAAUAUCAGUGAUAAUGUGCUAAACAUUACGGAUGUGACUGAAUUGGUCCGCUUGACGACCGGCCGGACAGAGGGUCACAUCCGGGAAGUGAUCGCAUUUACCAAAGGCUUAGAGGGGUUCACAAAGUGCUGCGCCGACGACCAGUUGUCGCUCGUGAAGUGCGGCUGCAUUGAAGUGAUUUAUAUGCGGGGUAUCGACUCGUAUGACUCCAACACAGAUUGUUUUAAUUUUCAUCUAGAUAAUAAUAGUACACUUAAGUUGCAUCUAGGAUUAUUUAAGCCCGAACGCCGAGACACUUAUGGUCUGGUAAAUGGCGAUCCGGUUAUUAUGAACUUGCUGUGCGCGAUUAUCAUGUACAAUCCUAAUCGACCAAACUUAAAACAUAAGUACAAUAUAAAACUCGAACAACAACUGUAUAUAUAUUUACUGCAAAGAUAUCUACUAUUGAAAUACCGCUCGGAAUCGGAAUCACAGACAAGACUACAGGCGCUGAUGAAUGCGUUGACAGACUUGAGAAGUGCCACAAAAUUGCAUAAACACAACGAAUUGGAAGACAUUCACCAAAACAAACAUUUCCUACAAUAUUAUGGACCACUUUUUAGAGAGAUUUAUGAUUUGGUUUAA